Molecule: messenger RNA, 3035 nt
Organism: Centruroides sculpturatus (bark scorpion)
Lineage: Eukaryota; Metazoa; Arthropoda; Arachnida; Scorpiones; Buthidae
Product: caskin-2-like
Exons: 14
Coding region: 280-2580 (766 amino acids)
Biological process (GO): cell surface receptor protein tyrosine phosphatase signaling pathway; axonogenesis
Cellular component (GO): focal adhesion; axon
Molecular function (GO): signaling adaptor activity; protein phosphatase binding
Source: RefSeq, a predicted model, not a curated record
UGUUAUCGAGCGAUUUAAUUGGUUCCGCUAUACGAGAAACCCUUUAAAAAAAAAAAAAAGGGUGCCUAUUGACCUUGGCUCGUACCUGCUUUCCCUACUUUCCUUUCAUAAUGGAUGGGUCCAGGUAAUGACGAGAGAGAAAGUUGAACGACAAAUUGUCAGACCAGAAAUGAAAACGAGGCUGGAUAAGGGUGUACGUGGGUUUCGUGUGGUACAGCCACCUGUCCGUACAAUUGUACAUAUCCGUCCUAUAGAUCUAAUGAUAUCGGAGCGUGUAGAAUGCCCAGGAAACUAUUGGUCGGGGGAAACCAAAAAACCGGGACGUUAAAGUCGACCAUUAAAAAAGUCACCCCACCAAUUGUGCCUGGGAUUGCGAAUCGAUUCAUCUCUACCAAUCCUCACAAUCAAUCAAAUAAUCAAUCCGUCGAUGAAACCGAUUAUGGAAGAAUAUGUGCCAGUAUCAACGUUGAAAAUCUCAUUCAAGUGGAUGCAACUCCCUCUUCGACGCAUGCAACUCUUCUUUCUUCAGUUGAAUCACAGAUGGAAGAUCAAGGGAUCGAAGUAGAAGCGAGCCCUGGACGUGAAAGUCCCGGAGGGAGUAGCGUGGGAUGUUUAUCUCGACACAGCACUGCCAGUGUGGAUAGUGGGAGAUGCUCGAUAACUUGCUCCGAAAUUAAGAAUCCGCCCAGAAUAUCUGCUCAAAAUUCGGAAUCAGGCCAAGUUUUAAACACGAACGUUGAAGACUGCGUUAACGUUGCAGAGAUGCUAGUCUACAAUCUACCAGAAAAUGAAAUAUUAAAGUCUUGGCUCAGCAGUGUUCAUUUCGAAGAGUACGUUCCUCUUUUCGUACAAGCGGGGUACGACAUGCCUACAGUGUCUCGCAUGACACCAGAAGAUCUGACUGCGGUCGGGAUAACUAAACCUAUGCAUAGAAGGACUCUCAAAGCAGAAAUUGCCAAGUUGAACAUUUCUGAUGGAAUACCCAACUAUAAACCGAAUACACUACUUGAAUGGCUACAGUUACUGAGACUGGAAGAUUAUCAUAACACACUAUGCAAACAGGGUUACGAUACCAUCGACAGAGUUACAGAAUUGGCAUGGGAAGAUCUCGAAGAAAUUGGAAUACAGAAACUUGGUCAUCAGAAAAAAAUUAUGCUUGCCAUUAAAAGAAUUCAAGAUAUAAACAGUGGAAUACGAAAACCGAAUUUGAAUCCUGUCCCUGAAUAUAUCGGCAGAGGGACAUUACCCCGUCCGCAAACACUUGGUCCCAUGAAUCCACUUCCUGCUGUACAAUGUCAUGGUCAAGAAAUAGCCAUCACUACUGUUAAAGUUAAAACUUCUCCAUCUGCUGAAAUUUCAACUUUUCCAGAACUUAAAACAUUUCAAUAUUCUCCAAUCAAAGGAGAUAGCUUCAGAUGGCCUGGAAAUGGAGAUUCUUUCUCACCUGUAAAUGCAGUAAACAACUUUGAACCCCAAAUGGUGGAUAUUCAGGUGCAGUCUCCAAAUCGAAGGCAUUCAUUAGAAAAUCUUGAUAAAGGUGAUUCAAUAUCAUCAUCCCAUCAUCAUUAUAUAAAUAAUUCUGAUAGUUGGUAUGAUACUAUUAGUGCAUGGAGACAUCAUGGUUAUGAUACCGAUAGCGAAUUAAGCACUCAUGGAGAACAUUGCUAUUUAUAUGAAUCUGAUGGAACAGCAACAUUACAGAGGCCAAAAGGACUGGUAAAACCACGACCAGUAGCUAAAAUUAUUGCUAAAUCUCGCCAAAACAAUCAAAUCAACGAAUCGGAAACUGUGAAAAAUUUGAAAUAUAAUGGACAAAAGACAGAUCAAAUUUCUGUAGAAAGUUCUCAGCAAGCCAAUAUUUUGUCUACAAAUUUUGGAACAUUGAAAUAUAAAAAAACGCCACCUCCACCUCCAAAGCGAAGCAACUCUAUAAAGAGCGAUCCUUCUGUCGAACGUACCAUAGAAGCAAUGAAAGAUGAAGCAUUUGCCACAUGUGUUAAAGGAUUAGCAUCUCACUUUAAUAUAGCAAAAAAUAAUGAAAUAUCAUCAAAUUCAAAUCAGAUAAGAGCAGUUCAAGGAAAUUCUGAAGAAUUUCCACCCCCUCCUUCUCCAUUACCAGUAAUAGAAGUAGAUACAAAACCAUCAGUAUCAACAAAUAGUUAUAAUGAUAGUGAACAAAAGGAAAUUCCAGAAUUAUUUUCAAAUGCCAUGUUUAAACAAAGGAGAAAACAUUCUUUAGAUUCCACUAAUUCCAGUUCAGAAUCUAACACGUUACCUUUUGCAAAUGAAAAUGUGAGCACGAUUAAACAGAAAAUAAACAAACCUCAAGUGUCGGAAACUAAAUCUCCAUCUCCAUCAAUAAUUCGUAAAACUACUUUGACUAUUCAAGGAAAUAAAACAGUAACUGCCAAGAGAAGGAAUGGUAAUGCAGAAGAAAAAAGUGAAGAAUAUGCUCUUGUUAGGAAACUUGCAACCACAUCAGAGGAUGUGAUUGAUGACAUAGAGCACAUGUUGACCAACCUUUCGAACCAGUUGGAUGCCAUGUUGGAGGACGAGAAACUAACGAAGGACAGUCAGUGAAUAGAGACACUUGUUAUUGCACCUUUCACAUAUUAAAAGGUUUAAAGUUUUAAAAUAUUUAGAAGACUAAAUUCUCUUUAUACAAAUUUUUGGAAAUUGUUCUUUGAUGAAAAUAUAAACUACAGUUUUUUACUUUUUUCCUGUUAUUAAAUAAAUCUCAUAGAAUGUAUAAAAACAAAGCUACUGUGCCAAUGAAUGAUUCUUAAAUAGUGUUUGUAUAUAUAUAUAAAGUACAAUAUAAUCUUUAUGCAUGUUUUUGUUAUUAAACAAAUGUGUAGAAUUUGUAAAAAGAAACUUAAGUCUAAAAGAGUGACCAUGAAAGAUUUUGUAGAAUAUGAUAGUUUUCAAUUUCUACACCAUGACGAUUUUUUACGUUGCUGUAUAUUUUUUUCGUUUAAUAAAUUUAUUAAAACUGAACUUUUCAAUAUGCAAAUAAAUGAAAUGAUUUAAAAUGU